GUCUAGUUUCAAUGCAAGAUACAUUGCAUGUGAAAUGGGAAACAAUUCAUUGUACUGGAAUCAAUUAAUAUUUCCCCACUUGCUGCAACUUUCAAUAAAAUGCCUUCCCUUUUCACAAUAACCAUUCCUUAACUUCUCUCCUUCUUCAUCCACCUUCCACUUCUCUCUCUUCUCUCUCUCUUCUUUUUGCCCUUACCUUAGGGUUUCUGCAAUUUCAUAGCUUCCACUAGCUCUCUCAUGCAUAAUUGCCCUCAAAACUCACUCAUCGCCAUCGCAGUCACCACCGUCGUUCUUUUUGCUCUCGUUCGAGGGUUCUUUCGUCGAGAACACUGCAGAUUUUGCCUCUCGAGGUUUUUUCAGCUGUGCCCAUGUCUAAAGUCCUCGGCUUUUCUGGAACUGAUGAUUUUUGCCCUGGGGGGACAAUAUACACAAACCCCAAGGAAGCAAGUUUCUUCCUGUCUCAUGGCCUUCCAGUUGAUGUAUACUUUCCUGCUCGGAAAAGGUCACGAAUCAGUGCUCCAUUUGUUUUCAGCAGAGAAUGGUUGGAGCAGAAGCAGGAGACAUCUAUUGAAACUUUGCCAGAUGAAUGCCUGUUUGAAAUCUUCAGGAAGUUGCCAGGUGAAGAUAGGAGUGCAUGUGCUUGCGUUUCCAAGCACUGGCUUAUGCUUCUAAGCAAUAUUUGCAAGACUGAAAUCUGUAGCAACAAAAAUGCAAGCUUAGAGAAUGAGAGUAAACAGGAAAAAGAUGAUGAAGAGUUUGGAGGUGAGGGAUACCUCUCUCGAAGCUUGGAAGGAAAGAAGGCAACUGAUAUUAGACUUGCUGCCAUUGCAGUUGGAACUGCAUCCCGAGGAGGAUUGGGGAAGCUUUCAAUCCGUGGAAGCAACUCAGGUCGUGGGGUGACUACUCUAGGUCUCAAAGCAGUUGCUCGUGGAUGCCCUUCUUUAAAGUCUCUUUCUUUAUGGAAUGUUUCUACUGUUAGUGAUGAAGGCCUAAUUGAGAUUGCUAAUAGUUGUCAACAGCUAGAGAAGCUUGACCUUUGCAAAUGCCCUACAAUUUCUGAUAAGUCUUUAAUUGCAGUUGCAAAGAACUGCCCGAAUCUCACUGAGUUAUCAAUAGAACUGUGUCCAAAAAUUGGCAAUGAAGGUCUACAAGCCAUUGGGAAGUGCUGCUCCAAUCUAAGGUCUAUAUCUAUCAAGGACUGCACUGGUGUUGGUGAUCAGGGAAUUGCUGGCCUGUUUUCUUCAACUUCUUUGGUUCUGUCAAAGGUGAAGCUUCAGGCACUGACUGUUUCUGAUCUCUCCAUAGCUGUUAUUGGGCAUUAUGGUAAAGCAGUUACAGAUCUUGUCCUUAAUUGCCUCCCAAAUGUCAGUGAGAGGGGGUUUUGGGUUAUGGGUAAUGGUAAUGGAUUGCACAAACUCAAGUCACUUACAAUUGCAUCCUGCAGAGGUGUAACAGAUGUUGGGAUUGAAGCUGUAGGAAAAGGUUGUCCAAAUCUGAAAAGUGUACACCUUCACAAGUGUGCCUUUCUGUCAGACAAUGGGUUGAUUUCAUUCACCAAGGCUGCUUCAUCACUUGAAAACCUACAGUUAGAAGAGUGCCACAGAAUUACCCAAUUUGGGUUUUUUGGUGUCCUUUUUAACUGUGGUGCAAAAUUGAAGGCUAUUUCUAUGGUAAGCUGCUAUGGGAUCAAAGAUCAAAACUUGGUGUUGUCACCCAUAUCUCCUUGUGAAUCACUUCGGUCACUGUCAAUCCGUCACUGCCCCGAAUUUGGCAAUGCUACCCUGUCUGUACUGGGAAAGCUAUGCCCUCAGCUUCAACAAAUUGAAUUGAGUGGACUCAAGGAAGUGACAGAUGCUGGGUUACUUCCACUGGUUGAGAGUUGUGAGGCUGGUCUGAUCAAAGUUAAUCUUCAUGGUUGCAUAAACCUUACAGACAAAAUUGUUUCAUACUUGGCUAAUCUUCAUGGUUGGACUCUUGAGGUUUUGAACGUCGACGGUUGUAAAAAUGUCAGUGAUGCUAGCUUGAUGGCAAUUGCAGAACAUUGCCAAUUACUUUGUGAUCUUGAUGUUUCCAACUGUGCAAUCACUGAUGCUGGGAUAGCAGCCUUAGCACAUGCAGAACAGUUGAAUUUGCAGAUUCUUUCUCUGUCAGGUUGCACUUUGGUUUCGGACAGGAGCUUGCCGUCUUUGAGAAAAUUGGGCCACACCCUUUUGGGACUUAAUAUCCAGCAUUGCAAUGCAAUCAGCAGCAGCACGGUUGACAUGCUUGUGGAAUUUCUCUGGAGGUGUGACAUUCUCUCAUGAGCGGGAAAUAUCCUCUUUCUGCUGCAAUUUAGGCCAGCAUCAGAACCUGCAGGAGGUUUAUAACACAAACGUCGAUUACGAUUAGCGGUACACAGUAGUUUUUGGCUCCAUUUACUGGUCUUGAUCAUUCAGCGAUUCGGCUCCCUUUUUCCAGAGUAUGCAGUCAUUUAACCUUUUAUUUUUGCAGUUUCCUGUAUUGGGAAUCUGUUCAAAGUUUUUUUGGCAUCUUGGUUUGAGUUGCCACCUACUAAAUGGCUGUAUAUCUUGGAGAACAUAGCUGCCGGGUUCUGGAGUAGGGAAUCUUUCUUACUAGUGUUGGCAUCUGAUGUUUUUUAUGUUCGCUUUGUAUCGGUUUUGCCACCAUGUGUCCUAGUUUCUGUGUAUGUUUUUACAGUUAUCUGUACCAGGUCUGUCUAUAGUUUACCAAAUAUGUCACGUCACGUCUUUGAACUCAGUUCUUGUCGUGAUGUUUGGGUCUCAGUUUUACUCUUAGGGCAGUGCCAGUUAUGUGCUGGUUUUAUAGGCUGGUUGCAGUUGGAAGUUCAGAGUUAUGAUGCCUUGUUUUCAGGGGCUUUGGUCCUGGCAGCAAGUUACACAGUUCUGCCAUGACAAUCUUCUCCCUCUUGGGAAGGAUUGUUUUUAUACCAAGCCCUAGUUUUUUCAGGCCUCAAUUUUUCAGAACUUGUCCCUGCAACUUGUAUCUUAUGUAUUGUUGUUGAUAUCUGCCCUUUGUACUGAAUGUUAUGUUAUGAGAAGUAAUGAAAUAAAAUUUGCAGUCUUAUUCCCAA
Molecule: messenger RNA, 3091 nt
Organism: Lotus japonicus
Lineage: Eukaryota; Viridiplantae; Streptophyta; Magnoliopsida; Fabales; Fabaceae
Product: EIN3-binding F-box protein 1-like
Exons: 2
Coding region: 369-2303 (644 amino acids)
Biological process (GO): SCF-dependent proteasomal ubiquitin-dependent protein catabolic process
Cellular component (GO): SCF ubiquitin ligase complex
Molecular function (GO): protein binding
Source: RefSeq, a predicted model, not a curated record